Fusarium verticillioides 7600 is the source of this 1196-nucleotide messenger RNA. RefSeq lists its product as hypothetical. The coding region runs from base 631 to 1122 and encodes 163 amino acids. The transcript has 4 exons. NCBI's taxonomy places the organism in Eukaryota, Fungi, Ascomycota, Sordariomycetes, Hypocreales, Nectriaceae. The record is from RefSeq and is a predicted model, not a curated record.
CGGCUCACCGAGAACUUCAGUCCACCGAUGCCCGGACACGCGCGCACAACAUGAUCGAUUUUUGUUGCCAAAUACAAUUAAAGUCGAAGAUAAACUUGACCCAUUCUCCGAUUAUCCAACAUCGCUAACGUCGUCAAGCUUAAAAAAAGUGCCGUGAUAGCCGUGUCCUGCCACGGAAAUCUGCCUACUCUAAUCAAUGGUGGUGUUCGCUUGUCUCAAUUUGAUCAAUUCAAGGUAGCAUUUGUCAGUAGCACGCAAGCAGCUGAAACGCUUCCAGAUAACUACUAUUGGGAUUUCGCAGGGUGGCUUGAAUGAUUGCUUCUGAGUAGUCAACCGUACUGCAAGGUGUGCCGGGAGAUCUCAAAUGGUUGGUGGAGGAGUCUAGCGUCAUCAAUAGCCUCACAAGGCGUUCCUGCACUGGCGUUUUGCUGACAGGGGUCAUACCGCUCCCAUUUGGAACUACGGCGCUACGGGCUCAAUGGUUUAGUUUAUUUUCGGUAGCCGAUAGAGCGAUGGGAUGUGCUAUAUAUACCCUUCUGUUUGCUCGCGAUCUCGCGAUAGCUUCAUUCUUCAUAGGCCGGGAACAUUCUCAAAAAAUAACUUAGCUGUCCCUUCAACGCAGCUGUCAAAAUGACCAAAAACCAGAUCUUAUUCUCGGUCGAUAACCAAACACCGUUCACCCUAGUCCCAAACCCAACAACAUUCAGUGACUGGGGCGACUUUGCCGCAGGCCCAACAUCAGUCAAACCUUUCCAGAAAGGAGACGGCGGCCAUGUAAUGUCUUCGCAAUCACCGUUCGUCGGCUCCGCAGGAAUAGUCGGAUAUUCAUUUACCAGCAAGAAUGGCGCCACUGUUUACAUUCGUCUUCUUGCGAGUAACCCGUACCUGAGCGUUCGCGACAACUGGGCAUGCGUCUCGUUUGCUUCCUUCGACCAGGGUAUCAACCAGGAUGCUUAUAAUCACCAUUAUUAUAAUGAACCCCGUCACGCCAGCAUGGAAUUCGAAGGGAGGACCCUUAAACUUACUUCAAAUAUUGGCCAUGCAGAUUGUGCAACUGCGACGUUCGUUUUGACUUACUUGGUCCCGGAUGUAUACCAGUCGUCGUUCGUCAACCAAGGCUAACAGGCGGCCUGUCACAGAGUCUAAAACUCAGCCUAAGAAGCCUCUACAGAACACACGGAAAGGGAUGCCAGAAG